This is a messenger RNA of Sordaria macrospora k-hell, 2106 nucleotides long. RefSeq lists its product as uncharacterized. Gene Ontology annotation, cellular component: centrosome; kinesin complex; kinetochore. Gene Ontology annotation, molecular function: microtubule binding. Gene Ontology annotation, biological process: cell migration; chromosome segregation; centrosome localization. The record is from RefSeq and is a predicted model, not a curated record. Lineage: Eukaryota; Fungi; Ascomycota; Sordariomycetes; Sordariales; Sordariaceae.
AUGGCGGCCGACGUCCCCGCAUCACCCCCCAAAAAUGCCACAACUCAGGAGACCUUGGACUGGUACAAGCGACAGUACGAACAGCUUGAGCAGGAACUCAGGGAAUUCCAGGAGUCGUCCAAGGAACUCGAGGCCGAGCUGGAAAAGGACCUGGACGCCGCCGAUAAGAGAGAGCGCGCCCUACAGCAAAAGGCCGAGGGAUUAUCCUACGAGGUAGAGGAGUGGAAGAGAAAAUACAAAGAAUCAAAAUCAGAGGCAAAUGCUGCGCAAAGUGCGCUUGAGAAGGAAAUCACGGCUCUGCGCGAGACCAACAGAACCCUCCAGCUAAAGCUACGCGAUAUCGAAGUGGCCAACGAUGACUUUGAGCGCCAAGCCCGAAACACGUCCUCCUCGCUUGAGGACCUCGAAUCCAAGUACAAUGUCGCCAUCGAGCGCGCCGUCAUGAUGGAGGAGGAGAUCAAGAUCGGAGAGCAGGAAAGAGAACGGCUACGCGUCGAGGCCCAACGAUUGCGCGAAGAAUUGUCCGACCUCAAGAUUGAGGCAGAGAUCCUGCAGUCCAAGCUUAGGAAGCACCAAGCCCGUGGCCAUCUUACCCAGAUCACCACCACAAUCGCCCCCGCGCCUGCUUCACCGCUGUCCGCCGCCAGCUCGCCUUUGGUCAGCACUCCACCCGAUACCAAGUCCCUGUCCACGAUCGACACCUUGUCCGAAGUGCAAGACCCACCAUCACCGCCCAUGUCGGAUGCCUCGCUCGGCAAGGGUCUUAGGGCCUCUAGGAACACCCCCGUCAAGCAGACGGCUUCUAGGCCUGGAGGGUGCAGGACACCCAAGUCAUCCAUCUCCAAGUCGGCGGCGGCCAAGUCGUCAGCACAGGCAACCCACAAGGCCAACCGGUCCAUCAGCGAGAACAACCUCACGCCGAAGCCGAAGCCACUCAGCUCGUCCACCUCCUCGCUAACGAACCGUCCUUCCAAGGGCCGCUUCGACAACAACAGCUAUCCUAUGGUGCGCACGCCCUCAUCGCGGCCCUCUGCCGCUAGAGCCGCUGAGAGGCCACGGGCGCCUGUGCACAGGGUCCCUCCAUCCAACUCCCUCACCCACAUCCGCACCCUUACCGCCCAGAUGCAGAAACUCGAAGCCCGUGUUCAGUCUGCUCGCUCUAAGCUCCCAGCUGGUCCAGCGCAGCCGUCACCUAAGCAGUCGCCGCGCUUCAACGGAGGCAUUGGAGGCAUUGCUGCCUCGGUAGCCAUGCGCGGGAAGAAGCAGCGGGGGCCUGGGGCCUCUACCCCUAAUCUGCUAGAUGAUGACAACGCGUCCGACAUCUCCAACUCGCACAGCAACCCUGACUUUCGCAGUAGCACUUCGAACCUCAGCAAGCACAUUCCUCGACUUAGUACGUCAGGACUUAGCAGCACUUCAGGAGUGUCACGCAUAGCAUUCGGCCCCUUACCGAUCCGCCACCCCGCCUCUGCCGCCGCCUCGACAACAUCCACAAGCACAGCAACCGCCACCAACGUCGACUCGGAAGUUUCGCGGCCCAGCAGCCGGGCUAGUUCCACGAGCUACCCGCGACCUAUCAGCCGAGCCGAGUCCCACAGCACAGCAGCGUCAGGGUACAUGCCCUCGUCCGCCUCGCGACCUAUUAGCCGUACGAGUCUACCUGGACAUGGGACACGAACCCCCGUUGGGUCAUGGCCACGGAGCUCCGGGACACUGAGCGCGUACGGCCACGGUCCGGCCCACAGUCAAGCGAGCAUCAGCUAUAGCACAGCGGAGGAGGACGAGUUGACAGAUGAUGGGCAGCGGGAGCUGAGGCCAAAGACCACGCCAGUGAGGAGGAGGACAGGGACACUGAGUGCGCGCGAUGCUCCUGAUCAUCACCAUACUGGCAUUCCGAUUCCAGGGUCAGGGGGGAACAGGAGGCAAAGUGGCAGCUCGAGCGCAAGUAGGUCGAGUGUAACGGGCAGUUUGAGUCUAAGGAGGCCGAGUAAUGCGGCGGCUCUAGGGCAUGGACAUGGACAUAACACAGGGUAUGGACAUGGACAUGGGUCAGUAGGAGGGAGCACGACAGUGAGGAAGGUGGUGGAUUUGGGGGAGACCUAUUGA